ACUUCCAAGCAAACCAAACCACCAUCAACAUGUUGGAUACAUCAUUGCCUUCCCUAAUUAGCCUCUGAUUGCUCUGGUUUGAAUCCCCCUUUUCUCCACCACUGAUUCUCCGCAUUUCUGCAAAUAAAAGAAAUAUUUUUGUUUGAUAUAUCCCUUUUUUCUAAUUUGAUUUUUGUGUUUGUUGUUGGAAGAUAGUAGCACUCUUUCAAGAUUGGUUAUUUUCCGGUUGGGUUUGCCUGUUUUUUUUGUAUCUGGCUCUCCUCGUUCAAGAUUUGCCGUCUGAACUUUCCGGUGGAUUGUGUUGAAUGAGGAGUGCAUAAAUUGGUGAUUCUGUAAUAUUUUUAACCUCAAUUCUUGGAGAUAUUCUGGCCAAGUGUGGUGGAUUAUCUUGAUCUUGGUAUUGCUUGGAGGUGUACAGUUUGUUGUUAGUUGAAUCUGUUGGAGAUCACUUGCUUCAAACUUUGUGAUAGAGUUGAAACAGGUGCUAAGGUGUUUUUGGGUGGUUAAGUACUCAAAUUUGUUCAACAAUGAAAUUGGGCAUUGAGGUAGAACAAGUGGUGUAAAGCAAUUGGAACUUUUAUUGUGGAUUGUUGAUUGAUCGUUGAAUAAAAGUUUAGGAAAUUAAUGGAGCCUAACCAGGUAGAAGGUGAGGGAGAGGAUGCGGAUAGAGAAUUGCCUCAAAGGAGAAAUAGUAGGGAGAAUAAUUAUCAGUACUCGCGUUAUUCUGGUGCUGUAAGGCAAAAGGCCUACAUAUUUGAUGGGGAAGGGAAUUACUAUGACAAGGAAUGGGACCUUGCGCAAGGUGGAGGCAAAGAAUUCUGUUGGUAUCAUGUCGAGCUCCCGAAAGGGAAUCAAAAGCUGUCACAGUCGGCACAAUACAUCAUUGACGUUCUGUGCCCGCCCCUGAAGCUUCAGGACAUACUUUCGCUCAUUAGCAAUGGGCCAUUUUGCGGGCAUGUAGAUGGUGCUCUUGUAUUCAGAGUUAAUUCACCGGGCCCUGCUUAUAGCAAAUUCACUUUUAGAAUUGCAGCAAGAGUUACUGAGAAUUCAGUUAUCACAGUUUCUUUAGGCCGUAUCCCAAGAUUGGACUUCUCGCCAGCAAACGAAUCCCUACUGUCAGAGAUUCCAGUUGUGGAAAGUUCCAAUUAUAGCAGUACUGAAGACAAGGACAGGGGAGGAAUUGUUAUUAGGGAACAUGUUUUAGAAUUUCUCUUGACUAUGAAUCAUUCAGAGGAAGCUGAUAAUCCCGUGCCUAGAUCCGUUUCCAAUCUCGUGGUUCACAUACUUGAUACACACGUUGAUCACCUCCAAGAUGUUGUGACCAAACUUGAGAUCGAGCUGGACGCUGUAGAGUUUGAGCUGGACAGAGGUGGUUUUGCUUUGAAGAAGCAAAUGUUAGAUGACAGAAAGUUCCCAAGAAUGCAUCUUGACUUGCAGCGCCUAUUGCAGGUGAUUGCACACGGUGAACAAGUAUUCCCUCGAGUUAAGGAGAAGUGUUCAUCAAAAGACUGGUUCGCCCAUGAAGAUAUUAACGCCUUAGAAGAGCUAAUCGGGCGGAUGAGGAGACUAAAGGAGAAUGUAGGGUUCAUAGCUAAUCGCGUCAAAGCAGUUCAGGCUGGGCUGGAUAGUUGGCAGGCCGAGCAAAUAAACAGAAAAUUAUACUAUCUCUCCUUCCUCUCCAUCAUAUUUCUGCCCUUAUCAAUAGUUACUGGAGUUUUUGGGAUGAACGUGGGAGGAGUUCCAUGGACGGGACAACGAGACCCUGAGUUGAAAAAUGGGUUUCGCAACGUGAUGAUGCUCUGUGCGGGCAUGCUUGUGAUUGUUCUCUUGUGCUUCAUUUUCCCAGCUCUUUACAGUCGUGUAAUGUCCUGGCGAAGAAGGCAACUCUUGCUAAGAAGUUUGUCUAUAACUCGGAAAUCCUUCAUUAGGAGAAGUCCGAGUGGUGGAGAAAGAUCCGAGAGAGGAGGAUAUCUUCGGCUUUAGCCUGUACCUAGUAGAAAGGUAGACGGAUCAUCUCACACGUGCAACCAACUGCGGAAAAUCUCAUCGUCGUCCAAGAAAUUCAUUCGAGGCUUCGCUUUAGGACAUAAUUUGUUUGUUCUUUCCAAGUUUAUCAUAGAUCUUUCCUGCUAACUUAUGUGCACUCCAAUUUGUUACUUGCUAAAUCCGAGGUGAUUCUUGCAUGUUUUUUCUUGAAAGCUUGAGUUGCUUGUACAGACAUUUUUUCUUUUCUGAUGAAAUGGGAGCUCUAACAUGAUA
Sesamum indicum (sesame) is the source of this 2259-nucleotide messenger RNA. The record is from RefSeq and is a predicted model, not a curated record. Lineage: Eukaryota; Viridiplantae; Streptophyta; Magnoliopsida; Lamiales; Pedaliaceae.